Messenger RNA from Plodia interpunctella (Indianmeal moth), 1807 nucleotides. RefSeq lists its product as uncharacterized. Gene Ontology annotation, biological process: regulation of DNA-templated transcription. NCBI's taxonomy places the organism in Eukaryota, Metazoa, Arthropoda, Insecta, Lepidoptera, Pyralidae. The coding region runs from base 98 to 1564 and encodes 488 amino acids. The record is from RefSeq and is a predicted model, not a curated record. Gene Ontology annotation, cellular component: nucleus. The transcript has a single exon.
CAGUACGCACGCGUCCCUGCGCCUUUCAUUUUAAUCUCGUCGCGAUAUAAGUGUUAAAAGUUUUAGUUGCUAGUGCCGUUAAUUAAAUGAAAAAACAAUGACAAUGGACGUUCAAAAUAACUAUCAAAGUUAUAAAGAAGCAUCGCCAGAUUCAAAAGAUAGUAAUUUGAGUAUUGAAAGUGCAAGAAUGAAUCACGUUUCAAAAACCGAUAUGCAGUCAACAGUGGUGAAUCAGAAUAAAGCUUCGAAGCGAUCUUUCGACGUGGCUUUUUUGAUGAUGCCAGAUGAGAAAAUUCGUCAAAAACCCCCAGAAAGACAACUGAGAAUUUCAAAGCAAUUAUUUCAUAGUGAAGAAUGGGAACAGUCGGUAAAAAGAACUCCUGACAUUUAUAAACACAACGAAUAUUCUAAUGAAAAUACUAUGGAUUCCAAAGAUCAAGAUGAUGACAGGAUUCGUGUAAACAAUAACAUAUCGCCAAGUUUUGGCUCCGAUAUCAAUAUUGACGUCGGCACAGAUGAGUAUCCAAAUAAAACAGUGUAUUGUAGUGAUUCCGAAAAUUCUGACAGAUCCAGAAGUCGUCCCAAUUCUAAUGAAAGCGCUGCUAGACAGCCUAAGUUUUUACCUGAAUAUAAGAAUAAAAUAUUUGAUGACCCGACAUUGAUAAGUAUGCAGACACGUGCCAGAUACGAGAGUCGUUAUUCUGAUAAACUACAUGAAAUGUCACCCAAGAGCGCUUUCACCAAAGUUUCCAACUUCAGUGUCAGGUCUCCAAAUCCUUCUGUAAGUCCUGACAACCUUUUGUAUCAGAAUUCUGUCAGUCCACCUCUGUCUGCUGCUAGCUCGCCUUCAACGUCUUUUAACAAAAAUCCUGGCUUUAACAAUUUGCUGACACCGGCACAUUUGCUGAAUGGAAACAAUUUCUUCAAAACACAAAAUGUUCCAUCUUCGUCUCCAAAUUAUCCUGAAUCAGCGACAAUUCAACAAAGAUCAAGUUCUUCAUACAGUAAGAAUAUGGAGUAUCCAGACAAACAAGGAGAACCAAAAUCUCAUAUGCCACCGAAUAAGUUAAACUUUUUACCAUUCAGACCUGAAAUUCCUUAUCUUCAAGCUGGUGCUUCGUAUCCGUUUGGUGUCCAAAAUUUCCAACCACCUAAUGCUGAUUUCAUGAAAUUUCCGCCAAGGGAACCAGUAAAUCCGCUAAUAGCCAAUCCUGCUGCAGCAAUUUUGAGUACACUACUGCCACCGACUUUGGCCGCAUUUUCUCUGCCUGCUCAGAAUGUUUGUGCUAAGUGUAGCAUCAGUUUCCGAAUGACAUCUGACCUCGUUUACCAUAUGCGUACCCAUCAUAAGAGCGAAUCGCAAGCUGAUCCACAUAAGAGGAAAAGAGAAGAAAAAUUAAAGUGUCCAGUUUGUAAUGAAAGUUUCAGAGAGAGACACCAUUUGACCAGACACAUGACAGCUCAUCAGGACAAAGAGGGUGACAUGGAUGAUGUGCCCUCCGCGCAGGGUUAUAAUAAGAAAAGCAAACAAUAUUAUCCCAAUGGCUCCCUCAUUCAUAAAUGAAUUGAUAAUGCAAAUGUAUUCACUUAAUGCAAUGAAUUUUGAUGUAAAUCUUCUAUGCCAAAGCUAUAUUUAAACUAUAACUGUCGAUAAAUUAUAGUAAAUUCUCUUCUUGUUCGAGUCUUGUUUCGAAUUUCUGUUUAAAUGAAAUCGUUGUUGUUGUUUAAUUAUUUAAGGAUUUAAUCUACGUGCAAUAUUAGACUUAAGUAUUUAUUUUGUAAAUAUAAUUUUAGUAGCUACAAUGAA